Messenger RNA from Camellia sinensis, 1883 nucleotides. The record is from RefSeq and is a predicted model, not a curated record. Lineage: Eukaryota; Viridiplantae; Streptophyta; Magnoliopsida; Ericales; Theaceae.
UGAUGCGGAUCGGUGCGAUUUUAACGGAUUAGAUAGUAUUUUACAUAGCCCUAGUUCUCAUUACUCAUCAAUGGUUGUCCUUUAUAUACUAUCUCAUCUCUCUCAUUAGCACCAUCCUCCCUAUCAAAUGUGGCAAAUUACCUUAGCACCUCUCUUCUCUUGUCCUGUCCCCUCAACUGCUGCCACCUUGAUUUUUGCGCCUUGAAAAGGAAUGGGGCAAACACGGAACACCACAAACCGGGUCCUGCUCCGCCUCAAACCGUUCCCAUUCCUAUUGUAACCUUUGUUGAAUGGGUUUUAAUUUUUAUUGUGUUUGCAAGGUUGUGUCCUCUGGUCUUGUUCAACCACCACUAACCACCAUUAUGGUCUGUUGUAAUGAACUUUUUCUCCCUAAGAAGACUGAUUGAUCACAACCAAACUGUGUGGCCACCACCCACCAAGUGGAUUGUGGGUCAGUAUCAGAACCACCUCAACAUAUUAUAUUUGUUUUGAAUUGUUUUGUGCAGUGAAGAGGGAAGACCUUUGUCUGAGACUUGGAAGAAAAGUAAAUCAAAAGACACAAAAACUACUAAUGAUGAAAGGUGAAGCAACAUCAUAUCCAACCUCAUCAUGAAGCUUUGGUUUCAUUGGUUGGGGACCCUACCACUUCCCUCAAACUUAGCCAAAUUUAUAGGGAACAAAACUUCUAUGGCAUAAUUGUGUAUCACCUAUUUCUACUGUAUUUUUGUUUUAAAAAAAAAGGUGUAUAAUUGCAUUUUGUGCAUUUUUCUGUGUUUGUAGCACUAUUGUUUUGUAUGAUCAGGAGUGAACAGUCAAUGUGUGGCCAUCUUGGAUUACUGACAAUCCAAUGACCACAAUCAUUAUCGUAUUGUCAGUAUUGCGUUCAUUCUAUAUGGGUCCACAUUUUACCAAGGUGAAUACAAUGUUGUGCACUUAUCUUUAAAUUUUUUGUGUUUAUAGCAUUAUUGUUUUGUAUGAUCAAGUGCGAAGAAUUGACUACUGACCUCUUGGGUGACCCACAAUCCAAUGAUAACAGUCACCCAAUAUAAGACUAGAACAUUAGAAUACAGAAAGUUAAGGUGUAUAUUAUACAUUGCAUCACAAAAGUUGCCAAAGAGAUCUUUUAUAACACAAAGUAUGAGAGUUUCAAAGACUAGCCUGGUUUCUCAAACCCCCUUUGAAGAAAUGCAAGGGUUAGGCCUGUUUUCGCUUGUGAGGUGCUUUAAUGGAUGCCGUGAUCAUACCCAAGUUUCAGGGCAUGGCACGAGGAUUUGGAACCUUAGCGACAAGCCUGUGGAGCUUCAAAUAAGGGUGGGAUCGAUAUUGAAGAGGGUUCACACUUUGAAGCCCGGUUCUUCAAAGAGACUGAAAUGCAAGAGCAUUUACAAGGCUUACAUGCCUAGUAGUGGCGGUGGUGGUGGCAGAGGCGGCAGUGGUGGUGGUAGUAAUGGUGGAGGAGUGAGGAGCUUGUUGUAUUACUACGAUGAGACGUGCCAUCCUUACAUUUGGAUACAUGAAACAGUGGGAAAUUUCUCAAGGAUGGUGAAGCAACAAUACAUUAGUCUCGAGGACUUGAGAGAUUGUUCAGAGAUCAGAAUCUUCAGAGACCAUCAGAGAGGAUGCAUAUCGGUUCGCAAGAAAGUGAGGCCGGAGAUUUGUUGAAAUUGUUCUUGUUUACUUAGCAAGUUUAUGUAUGCAUCAGAUGGGAUUUGCAGUGCAUCUUUGUGAAUUUGUUUUCAUUUUGUUUCUGUUUUGCACUUUGUUCUUGGGUUUUGCCUUUUAUUUUUGUUGGUUUUUGAAGAUUUUAAUGUGUUAUAGUUAUACUACAAAUGUACUACAUGUGAAUCAGAGGAAUGAAAAAUAGUAAGACUUUUGGAUCUUCA